AUGUCCAGGAGGGUUAGAUACGUUGAAAUAAGAGAAGACUGUGAACAUUGUAUGGAGUGUGAGUUGUGUCAAGGAUACUAUACCAACAUUGAAGUUUGUGAAUGCUGUGAAUGUGAUAAUUACGGAAACUCAUGUAACUUGAGAUUUGAGAAUUUUAAAAGACCAGAAUUAGAGAAUAAUGGAGUAUAUAGACAAAAUGGACUAGAUUGUGGAUGUAAAAGGGUAGAAUUUCAAGAGGAGGGAAAAAUGUGUAGGAUUUCAAAUUUAAAAAAUCAAGUAAAAAACAAGCCCCUAAGAUUUUGUAAAAGAGAAGUAAGUUGUCUGAUGAAGAAAUUAAAUAAUAUCAUAUCGGUGUUUCCUCUUUCGAGAGGAUGUGAAGAUACUGAAAUAAUUGCCAAGCCUAUAAAGGCUGGAUAUAGACCUGCAAAUCAUCUUAAAGAAAAAGUACCAGUAAUCAAAAUAUCAACGCCUAGAAUAAAUAGACAAAAUAGAAUUAGAUAA
Molecule: messenger RNA, 501 nt
Organism: Theileria annulata
Lineage: Eukaryota; Apicomplexa; Aconoidasida; Piroplasmida; Theileriidae
Exons: 2
Coding region: 1-501 (166 amino acids)
Source: RefSeq, a predicted model, not a curated record